Messenger RNA from Xiphias gladius (swordfish), 3887 nucleotides. RefSeq names its product cell wall protein DAN4. Gene Ontology annotation, molecular function: proton transmembrane transporter activity. The coding region runs from base 405 to 3626 and encodes 1073 amino acids. The record is from RefSeq and is a predicted model, not a curated record. Gene Ontology annotation, biological process: proton motive force-driven ATP synthesis. Lineage: Eukaryota; Metazoa; Chordata; Actinopteri; Istiophoriformes; Xiphiidae. The transcript is spliced from 8 exons.
GCGCUUUACGCAACUGUGAGGCAGCGGGCGCAAACGGGACACCUCCGCCGAAACUAGACCCCGUCAGCGGGCUGGCAAACAAAACAAGCAGCACACGGUUCGGUUUGUUUUGUUGUGUUUAGUUUUUGUUUGGGGUUUUUUUGGCGUUAGCUGCAUUGCUAUCAGCCGGUAGAAAAUAUCCCUCGCUCCGUCCCAAGCGAUAAAACCAGUGAGGCUGCGUUGGUGGAGAAGCAGAGACAGACUCGGGACAUUUAGUUCCUUCUCACAGCGACCGGUCAUUUUAUCAACGUUACACUUCAUUCAAAGAGAUAAAUUAGCCUGCGAACUAUAUUUCUGCAUAUUUCCUGUUUUUCUUUUGUUUUUUUUUCUUUUUUGAAAUUAAAUCAAAUUUAACCUAAGCAGUCAUGGCUGCUGCUCUGUUCAGAGGAGGAACGGGAUUAUAUGUAAGAUGUAUUCGCAGGGAGUUGUGUAGAGUCGUAUGGAGGCCACAGGCGGCUCUGUUCAGCUCCAAACCCACAGACCGAAAACUACCAAGAAGAACACACAUCAAGAAAGCCAAACCCCAGCCCGCAAUAGACGUCGCUAAACUCCUGGAGCAGCUCUUCUCCCAAAGGAGGCCGAGCACAGCGCCCCCUGCUGCCGGUAAAGCUCAACCUGCCAAAGCCUCUUCCAUGCCUACCGAACCUCCUACCACCUCCUCAAUGAAGGUCUCCACCUCCGAUGUUCCUCGUUUGUCAAAGACAGAGCCCGCGGUUCCUGUCUUUCCCGCUGAAUCCAGUGUUUCCAAGAAGACUGCCUCUACUUUUACCACUCCGCUGCUUUCCCCUCAACCAGAAUCCGCAUCAUCCAAAAACCCAAAGACUUCCUUUUCCUCAGAAACGUCUCAGCAGUCGCCCCUUGGCUUUAUUCAGGUCUCUACUGCUGAUGGUGUCUCCACUGUGACCGUUCCUACAACCUCGAUUUCUCCCUCAACCAGCACAGCACCUGCAUCCUCAGGAUCAGAAGCAGCUACAGCAGAAUGCCAAACUUCAGCCGAAAAAAGGGAAACCAAAGUAGAAACUGCUACAGAGGCAGAUGAACUCACAGCUGCGCCUGUACUGCCCUUAUCAGCCCUCGUGGUAGAGAAGAAUGUAGAGAAAUCCUCUGUUCCAGGAGCUACAGUAGAACCCUUGAUAAAAAGCACAGCAGAACCAUCAGCAGAGGCCAGCCUUCCUCCCGUAGAUGCACUAGAAACUAGGGCUUCUGUUGUUGAAGGUCCAGUAGACACCAUGAUAGACGCCACCGUAGAUACAGCAGCUCGGGAAGUACAAACCAAAGACACGGAUUCAGGAGAGGUUGACACCUCAUACACUACCACAGUAGAACCCUUAAUAGAAACUGCAAUAGAACCAUCAGCAGAGACCAGCAUCACUCCUCUGGAAACGUUAGAUAGUAUGGCUGUUGUUGCUGAAGGCACAGUAGAGCCUACCAUAGAAGCUGAAGCACAUAUCGAAGGAGUGGUUCACGUCUCAUACGGUGCCAAAGAUGAACUUUUAGUAGACACUAGAAUUAAUUUGCCAGCAGAGGCCGGCCUUCCUCCGGUAGAAGCACUAGAAACUAGAGCUUCUGUCGAAGGAACAGUAGAGUCUGCAGUAGAUGCAACAGUAGAUGCUCCAACUGAAGAAGUACCAGCCAAAGGCACUGACUUGGGAGGGGUUAACAUCUCGCGCACUACAACAAUAGAACCCUUAUUAGAGAUUAAAAUCGAAACUAGCGCUUCUGUUGCUGAAGGUGCAGUUGAGUCUACAAUAGAAGCUGUAGCAGACACAGCAACUCAAGCCAACAGCACAGACUCAGCAGCGGUUAACAUCCCACAUGCUGCAACAGUGGAGCCCUUAUUAGAAUGUACAGUGGAACCAUCAGUAGAGGCCAUCACCUCUCCUCUAGAGAGUCCAGCAGCUGUUGUUGUAGGUACAGUAGAGCUUUCAAUAGAAAGCCAAGGUGCUGACAACCUGUCAUUCACUGCCUUAAUCCGAAAGGCACACGAAUCCCCAGUCUUACCUUCGCAAAACCAAGAAGAAUCUACAGUAGAAUCACCCUCGGGAAAUGUUGCUGUGGAAGAGGGGGUGAAAGAGUCUGAAAAAAUGACUUUAGAGUCUGUAACACUAAGUUCAGUUCAGGCUUUGCUGGAGUCUUUGAAAACUGAUGAGCUCCUCCAAACAAAAUUUGUUCUCGACGAGAAAGCAGAAGGACGACUCCAGGAGCUGAUAGUCCAGACGGGGCCCGGAGCCGAACACAAAGCUGCAGCCGAAGCCGAGAAUCCAAGUGAAGAUGAGAGAGAGAUUUUAACCGAAGUUCUUUCAAAAUGGGAAUCUCUGUCCGAAGAUCUGCAAGAGUUAGAGGGAGAAACUGGCACGCUGGUCAAAGAGCUGCUCUGUCAUGUUCCUGCAGUGCUUUCCGAAACCCCUGGCACGGUAAAAACAAGUUCGGUCUCUGAUCAACCUGUGGGAGUAAAUGGAGAAUCUUUGCAGAUGGAGGAGAAGGCAACUGAAGAAGAAGCCAUGACGCUGGAGUCCAUAACUUUAGUAGAAGUGAAGGCUAAAUUUGGGAGCCUUGAAACCGAAGUUCUGCAAGAAACAAGCAGUGCACUUCAGAGAGAAGCUGAUGUGCUAGCGAAAGAGGAGAAGAUGGAAGGUAGGACGGCAACCGAGGACGUUGUUUUUGAGGACACAACAGAGGCUGAAAUUUUAACUCUAGAUGCUAUUUCUGAAGCAACCGAUGCGAUAGAAGCCGAGACAUCGGUCAUGUUAGAGGCUAUGUUUGGCUCUGAGCAAGGACCAAGGCAGCCAAGUGACACUCUACUUCUGAAACUGGUACCGCAGAAUCAAAUGAUUGGUCAGGAAGCAGAAAAAGAGUCCGGAGAGCAGGAAGGAAGUGUCUUGGAGGCCAUGUCUCUUGAGUCCGUGACGUUGGCUGAAGUUGAGGCCUCUUUGGGAACUCUGGAGAACGAGUCUCUGAGUGAAACCACGACUUAUCUGGAGAGUGAAGCUGAAAUCUUUGCUGGAGAGAGAAGGGUGGAGGUAGAAGAAGCGACAGCUUCCGAAGAGAUUACUGAGGCUCUGCAUGUCGAGUCUUUAUUUCUGCCUGAAGCUGAUGGUCUGCCCGAAGAUCUGCAGACGGAUGCGCUGAUGGAGGAGCUGCUCUUUACCGUUCCUGGGCAUGUAGGAGGCGCAACAGGAGCUCAGAUUGGUCAGGAGGUUGUAAGAGCAAAUAUUUUGGAUGCAACAGUUGCCACGGGGUCAGCAGCCGUCGAUACAGCGGCAGCAGAAACGGGUGAUUAUCCGGCUUCUCCUGCUCCAAAGGAGGUGCUGCUGGGACAGGAGACGGUGGAGGAGGGAGCACAGACUGAAGAAGGUACAGGGACACGUGCAGAUUUGGAUCCAGUCCAAAGACUAUUCCUGGAGAAGAUCAGAGAAUACAACAACAUCCACAGGUUGAGCGGAGGACCAGUGGAGGCAGAGCCGGACUACGGGAGGCGCCUGGCAGAGGAGACGGCCAAGCUUCGGAGACUGUACGGAGGAGGAGACCUGGGCAGCUUCCCUCAGUUCACCUUCACCGAGCCCAAAGUGGACCCGGACUCCAAAUGAUCCAUGAAUGCGACCUCCUGCUCUUUAAGGUCUUCGUCCUGCCCCUGUCCUCUCAUGGUUUUACUUCCUCCUCCAUUACCUCUCCAUUUCAAAUUCUACUCCACGGAGGAGCUGAGAGAAUGGGAGAAGGGGAAGCAUAUAAAGUUUGUAUUGGAUGAUCUGCCGGCAAAACAAGGGAGGAAUGGAUUCGUGGCUGUUCGUUUUAACCGUGCAAUAAUGAUAGAAACAGUUUUGGUUCAUUAAAGGAGCAAUUUCAAAGGA